GCCGAACGCUAGGUCGAAGCAGAACUGCGCCUUGUCCUCCCGGAGCCAGCCUCCCGGUCUCCUAGGGAAACCGACACACCGAGCCCCGGACAGCAGCUCGGCUCGGGUGCAGCGCGGGGCUUUCUCGCACCGACCUGCCGGCACCUAGCCAUUUGGACCACCUCCGCUCCGCCCUCCGCCCCCAGCUGAGAUCCCGCCCAGAAGGGGCGCCCCUGCCACGGUCAAGGGCUCCCGCUUGGCUCUGGGGCUUCUCGAAGGCGUUUUGGCUGGGCCCAACUGCACCUGGGCAGCUUCCGCCUAGGACGCUACCCCCGCGCGCCGCCAAAAGAACUUUCCCCGGAGCCCCCGGGGCCUGGCGCGCCCGGGGCACACCCCCGCCCUCCCUCCGCGUUCCCAGCCAGGGCGCCGGGUUCUCAGCGCGAUCGCCUGCCUGUCCUCGACUCCCGGUUUUUCUGAAUGUCCUGCAAAAGCAGGGCUCUGCCGCGGAGGUAGGACAUUCUGCGAGGGAGUGCUUGAACUUGGCCACACACGAACCCCGGUAAUGAGUUCGGGGGGCUCCAGACCGGACCCCUGCCCCGCGACGAGCUGACGUCCCCUAGCAGAUCUCGGUCUGUGGAGGGGCCGCGUCGCCCCCGCCUUCAGAAGAGUCAGAGCCUGAGCCGCAGGAUGCGCGGGGACGCGCCGCCGCCCUCCGCGCCCAGUUCCGCCGGCCCUUCCCCGGCGGCUGCCGGGCGCUGACUUUCCAGCCCUCUCCGCCCUCCUCGCUUUUGGCGGCGCCAGGAGGCUCGGUUCCGGACUCCACCGGGAGCAGCUUCUCUCGCUUUCGCCACACGGCGCAGACAGUAAAUUAAUGCUUCGUGUUUGAGGGGAGGGGGCGGCUUGGCGCCUCGGUCACAGCUUUCUCGCCUGGCUGGAGACGGUUACAGUCGACAUGGGCUGUUUCUGCGCUGUACCGGAAGAAUUUUACUGCGAAGUUUUGCUCUUGGAUGAAUCCAAAUUAACCCUCACCACCCAGCAGCAGGGCAUCAAGAAGUCAACAAAAGGUUCCAUUGUCCUUGACCAUGUCUUCCGUCACAUAAACCUCGUGGAGAUAGAUUAUUUUGGACUGCGUUACUGUGACAGAAGCCAUCAGACAUAUUGGCUGGAUCCUGCAAAAACCCUUGCUGAACACAAAGAACUGAUUAACACUGGACCUCCAUAUACUUUGUAUUUUGGUAUUAAGUUUUAUGCUGAAGAUCCAUGUAAACUGAAAGAAGAAAUAACCAGAUAUCAGUUUUUCUUGCAGGUGAAACAAGAUGUGCUUCAGGGCCGGCUGCCCUGCCCCGUCAACAUUGCUGCUCAGCUGGGAGCAUACGCCAUCCAGUCUGAACUUGGAGAUUAUGACCCGUACAAGCAUACUUCAGGAUAUGUGUCAGAGUACCGGUUUGUUCCUGAUCAGAAGGAAGAACUUGAAGAAGCCAUAGAAAGAAUUCACAAAACACUAAUGGGUCAGGCUCCUUCUGAAGCUGAACUGAAUUACUUGAGGACAGCCAAAUCCCUGGAGAUGUAUGGUGUUGACCUCCAUCCUGUCUAUGGAGAAAACAAGUCUGAGUAUUUCUUAGGAUUAACUCCUAUUGGUGUUGUUGUCUACAAGAAUAAAAAGCAAGUGGGGAAGUAUUUCUGGCCUCGGAUUACAAAGGUUCACUUCAAGGAGACUCAGUUUGAACUCAGAGUGCUGGGAAAAGAUUGCAAUGAAACCUCAUUCUUUUUUGAAGCUCGAAGUAAAACUGCUUGCAAGCAUCUCUGGAAGUGCAGUGUAGAACAUCAUACAUUUUUUAGAAUGCCUGAAACAGAAUCAAAUUCAUUGUCAAGAAAACUCAGCAAAUUUGGAUCCAUAGGUUAUAAGCAUCGGUACAGUGGCAGGACAGCUUCACAAAUGAGCCGAGAUCUUUCUAUUCAACUUCCUCGGCCUGAUCAGAAUGUGUCAAGAAGUCGAAGCAAGACUUACCCUAAGAGAGUAGCACAAACACAGCCAGCUGGAUCAAACAGCAUAAACCGGAUAACUGCAAACCUAGAAAAUGGAGAAAAUGAAGGAACAACUAAAAUUAUUGCACCUUCACCAAUAAAAAGCUUUAAGAAAGUAAAGAAUGAAAACAGUCCUGAUACCCAAAGAAACAAAUCUCAAGCACCGUGGGAAGAAAAUGGCCCCCCGAGUGGGCUCUACAACUCUCCCAGUGACCGCACUAAAUCACCAAAGUUCCCCUACGCGCGGCGCCGAAACCCCUCCUGUGGAAGUGACAAUGACUCUCUGCAGCCAAUGAGGAGAAGGAAAGCCCAUAACAGUGGUGAAGACUCAGAUCUAAAGCAAAGGAGGAGGUCACGUUCACGCUGUAAUACAAGCAGUGGUAGUGAAUCAGAAAAUUCUAAUAGAGAACACCGGAAAAAGAGAAACAGAAUACGGCAGGAGAACGAUAUGGUUGAUUCAGCGCCUCAGUGGGAAGCUGUGUUAAGGAGACAAAAGGAAAAAAACCAAGCAGACCCCAACAACAGGCGAUCCAGACACAGAUCUCGCUCGAGAAGCCCUGAUAUUCAAGCAAAAGAGGAGUUAUGGAAGCAUAUUCAAAAGGAACUUGUGGAUCCCUCCGGAAUGUCAGAAGAGCAAUUGAAAGAGAUUCCAUACACUAAAAUAGAGACUCAGGGUGACCCAGUCCGUAUCAGGCAUUCUCAUUCACCACGAAGUUACCGUCAGUAUCGCAGGUCCCAGUGUUCAGAUGGAGAGCGAUCGGUUCUCUCAGAAGUGAAUUCAAAAACAGAUCUUGUACCACCACUUCCAGUGACUCGUUCUUCAGACGCUCAGGGUUCUGGUGGCUCUACAGUUCAUCAGAGAAGAAAUGGGUCUAAAGACAGCCUGAUUGAAGACAAAUCUCAGACACCUACAAGCAAUCUGGCUGGAAAACACACAGCAAAAACAAUAAAAACUAUUCAAGCUGCUCGCCUCAAGAUAGAGACUUGAUCCUGGUGAAGGGCCAGGGUUGGGAGUGGGAGGGGUGUUGUGUGCCACUGGUACUUUUUAAACUGUGAAUUUACUCAAACCUUGCAAGUGUUUCUUCAGCACAAGAAGGAUCUUUUGGUUCUUUUAAAGGUUAACUACAGCAUACCUGUGCUGAAGGGCCUUUUAACUGGAAGGAUAGUCUUGUAAAAACUCACUUUCCUUUCUGAAACAGGGUAACAAACUAUACAACUCUAUCUUGUAUCUGUCUACCACCAAGACCAGAUGCUUCUGAUCAACCUGGAAUCCUGGCCUGCAGCUGGCUUGCUGUGCAAUAAAUAGUACACCAAGUGGGAGGAAAACAUUCUUCCCAGCUCUAGGUGGUUUUCAGCUUGUGCUGUGGUGCACAAGGACUUGCGGUUUUGCGGCAUCACUUUCAAACUGCAGAUUUUUAUUGAUAUAGUUCUUUGUAAUAUUGUAUUUUGUGGCAUUAAGUUCCACUGGUUAUUUACAAAUGUUGUAAAAAGCUUUUUUAAGUGCUGCUUUUAAUUUCUUAAGUGCCCUAGUUGUGUUUUCUGAGGAAAAAAAAAAAAAAAGGUUAAGUGUGAAUUUCAGUUGUUCUUCCACCUUACUUGCCUCUUCUUGACCUUUCCUCUCCAGUGACUUUUCAAUCUACGGGGAAAAUACAAACCUAUCUUCCAUCCUUUCCUGUCUUUCCAUCUGUGCUUGGAUUCCAUCUCUCCUGAUCUCCUCAGGAUCCUUGUUUCUGCUCUUAUAUCUUCAGUCUUUUCCUUUGAGCUCUUAUCUUUGCCACCUGGGUUUAAAUAUGACAAGGAUUCAACUUUAUCUUCUGUCAGUGUCCUCAAAUCAUCUAAUGCCUACUUAAAACCAUGUCUAAUAUGGAUUCUUCUCCCAUCACUCCAGUAAAACCCCGUACAUGUCACUAAAUCCCAAGCAUUUAUAGGUCUUAGAACAUUCUCUUCUGAUUUAAUGCAAUCCUGUUUUGCUUCUACCAUUCUGAUCAUCCUUUACAGUACAUCCUGCUCCACCUUUUCACUUAUUGGGAUUUUUUUUUUUUUCCAAACCUCAGAUCUAGAGGACCUUUCUCUACCCAGGUUUCAUUUAUACCCAUGGCCUUAAGACUCCUGUGGCUUACACUCCAGUGUUUUGCCAAGAGGCUACUUGGAUUUUUCAAAGGUUUCAACUAGUUAAGCACUGGCCCACAACCUAGACUUAGGGCCAGUAUUUGUCACAGUGCAAGCCUAACUCAAGAACAUCUUUAUUAUCAAAUCCUAUUGACUUUGCCCUUUUAGUACACUGGUCCAAACUAAUCAUCUCUCUCCUGAACAACUGUAGUAGCCUCCAAUUGGCCCACUUGUUCUGAACUGUUCUUUACUAUUCUCAAAUCUUGCUUUAAUAAAACCCAAGCCUUAAGUGAUCUGGCCUUUUUACUACCUCUUCAACAUCAUUUUGUAACAUGCCUAAAUCCUGUAAUAGCCAUCUUACAAACCUCAUUGAGCAUCCAACUCUAAACCAGGGCACUGAGGAGGGAGAGCAACCACAACUGUCAGAUGAAAGCAGACUCAUGGUCAUAUUUUAUAACCUAAAGGUCUCUGUACAUGUCAUUUGCCUAUCUUUGCCUUGCAAAAAAUGGCACCUACCUUAGGUCAACAUUGCUUUCUCAGGUUUCCCUGAUGUCAAAUCCUACCAUGAUAUUUAUCUCAUAAAGCAAGCUUUACUUUUGUGAUAUUUCCUCCACUCAGAUAUAAGGUCCCAGAGGGUGGAAUUGUGUUUGGCUUAUCAUUGUGUUCCCAGGUCCUAGUACAUUGCUUUCAAAUAAAUUUUUUCUGAAUGCCUGAAUACACUGUUUGUUCUUUCCUACUACAUAAAAGGAGAAAAACCUAGUGUCUUAAAUUAAAAGCACAGUACUU
Sciurus carolinensis (gray squirrel) is the source of this 4899-nucleotide messenger RNA. It is a transcript of the gene Epb41l4a, whose product is annotated as erythrocyte membrane protein band 4.1 like 4A. The record is from RefSeq and is a predicted model, not a curated record. The transcript is spliced from 24 exons. Gene Ontology annotation, cellular component: cytoskeleton. Gene Ontology annotation, molecular function: cytoskeletal protein binding. NCBI's taxonomy places the organism in Eukaryota, Metazoa, Chordata, Mammalia, Rodentia, Sciuridae. The coding region runs from base 932 to 2992 and encodes 686 amino acids.